GAAAUGCACAAUAUACGUCUGGAUUUCGAACAGGAACUCGCCCGUAUGCGCGCUGCUCGACCACCCUCACCUCUGCUUGUCUCGCUGGACAACCAACCAGAUCGGCCGCCGCCAAAGUCUGAGGAGGAAAUGACCAAGGUACUGGCGUGUCAAGUGUGUUACCAGCAGCUAGCGGAUAUAGCUGUGUUGCCGUGCGGUCACAUGGUCAUGUGUCAGUGGUGUGCGGAUGUCGUGGUGCCAGUUAGACAUGGACAUAUACCAGCGCGUCCGACAAAGUGUCCCAUGUGUAGGAAGCAGGUGAAGCAGAGAUUUAAAAUUCAUGCGGGAUAA
Bipolaris maydis ATCC 48331 is the source of this 330-nucleotide messenger RNA. NCBI's taxonomy places the organism in Eukaryota, Fungi, Ascomycota, Dothideomycetes, Pleosporales, Pleosporaceae. The record is from RefSeq and is a predicted model, not a curated record.